GUAUGGCCUGUGCGGACUUCGUGUUUGAUGAGAGGAUACGGUAAUUCUUCUCUGAUUUCCUUUUUUAAUCCUGCUUGGCCCCCCCACUGGACUCGACGGGCUCGGGCCAUCCAUUCAUUCUCUUUUAGACACGAAGCCAACAAUAACCCCGUUUCGUCGUACUGCCGAGCGUCUUUCGCAAUCUUUCUCGUCGGCGUGUGACGGCCAAAGCUUUUUCUACCAGCUCGCUCUUUACAAUGCUAGAAAAAGUCAUCUACAACAACUCGCGGAGGCGCUACCAGCCACGCUUGUGGGUGGUCAUCAGCCUGAUCCUGCUGUUAGCAUUUUUGCUUUACAUCGCUCCUAGCAACAUCGACCAACGGCUGUUUAACAACAAAUUUACAAGCACAAAGAACCGUGGUUCAUGGAAUGGCAACUUUACGUCAUCAGAAUGGAUGAAUGCGCGCCCUGGUCACCUCAUCCCUCCCAAAAUCUGGCAAAUCAUUUUGCCCAAGGGGAGCAAAAAUGCUCAGAAUGCAGUUGACCCAGACACUUUGAAAGAAACGGCAACAUGGCUGGCUAAGAACCAGGAUUACAUAUACACGCUUGUGGGUGGAGAAGGUGGGAGAGAUUUUAUUUCCCGCCAUUUCAACCACACCGUUCUUUCAACCUACGAUUCACUCCCCAACGUUGGGAUGAAGUCUGACCUCCUUCGCUACCUUCUCCUGGACAUUGAAGGUGGCAUUUAUUCCGAUACUGAUACUAUUGCUCUGAAGCCGGUUGAUAAGUGGGUUCCAGAAAAGUUUCGGAGCCGGACUCGGCUUAUUGUUGGUAUUGAAUUUGAUCAACGUGACGGAGGGACUUGGGCCGACAUAUCUCACCCGGUACAAUUUUGCCAGUGGACUAUUGCUGCAGCGCCAGGUCAUCCUGUCUUCCAAAAGAUGGUAGCCCGUGUGAUCCAGUCACGGGAAGACAUGGUCAAUUUGCACGGUGCUGCAUGGAAGCCAACGAGUUUCGAGGUUAUGAACACCACAGGUCCAGCAGCAUGGACAGAUGCGGUCUGGGCAUACCUGCAAGAGACCGAUGACACCUUGACAACCCUGAGGAACCUGUCAUAUAUGGAUUCACCAAGACUAUAUGGCGACGCCUUGGUUCUACCCAUCGAUGGGUUUGGCAUGGGGCAGCCGCAUUCUGCUAGUACGAACGAUGGAAGCAUACCUGAUGGAGCAUUAAUAAAACACAUAUUUGGGGGUUCUUGGAGAGGGGAUUAACGUCUUUGUAGGAUGUAUGACGGAGUAUGUUUAGGAAUCUUUUGCGCUUUUAAGAAUAAUAACUCCCAAAGAGGAAAAUUUCCGAAUUUUGAGCUAGUGCAUUUUGCAGACUACCUACCAUAUGGGAUGGAUAGAUGGAUGACGGAAACUAGCGCGCUGACCACUUGGUCAGAAUAUUAUCAAUUAUAUAAGGGGUAGGUAGCCAGCAUCGAUCAGUAUUGCUAUCUAACUAACGGAUUUCUGUUCUGCAACUAUCCGUUUACUGUGCAAGCAACCUGCUCGCCUUGCUCAUCAGCCUCAUCCUGCUCAUCAGCCUCAUCCUGCUCGCUGGCGGCGGGUUGUCAGAGGUCAGCUGGUCCGAGUGAUGAAGUCAACGAUAGGGCCACUUAACGGAAGGUAGGUAUGGUGUUGUAACAGCA
Messenger RNA from Colletotrichum navitas, 1669 nucleotides. RefSeq names its product nucleotide-diphospho-sugar transferase. The transcript has 2 exons. Lineage: Eukaryota; Fungi; Ascomycota; Sordariomycetes; Glomerellales; Glomerellaceae. Bases 237 to 1250 code for a protein of 337 amino acids. Gene Ontology annotation, biological process: protein N-linked glycosylation. The record is from RefSeq and is a predicted model, not a curated record. Gene Ontology annotation, molecular function: alpha-1,6-mannosyltransferase activity. Gene Ontology annotation, cellular component: mannan polymerase complex.